CAGCAGCACGAGUAUGGUCGAUCACUUUCUCUCCCCCACAGGUGACCGCGGGGAGGCCGACCGCCGGCCAGAUGUGGUGCGGAAGGACCAGGGCCUUGCUCCGGAUGUCGGGGUUAUGGCCGACAGGGGUGCUCGGGAGGAGACCGCUAAACUGCAGUGCUGCGUCACUGGCGGGAAGCAACUCCCCCCGGUGUUGGAAUUGCGGCGGCCUAGGGGGCCCCUUGCGAGGGGACCGGUUCUUCUGCCCUCAGUGCCGCGCGCUGCAGCCACCAGACCCCACGCGAGACUACUUCAGCCUCAUGGACUGCAACCGCUCCUUCAGAGUUGACACUGCGAAGCUCCAGCAUAGGUACCAGCAACUACAGCGUCUUAUCCACCCAGAUUUCUUCAGCCAGAGGUCUCAGACUGAAAAGGAUUUCUCAGAGAAGCAUUCGACCCUUGUUAAUGAUGCCUAUGAGACCCUUCUGGCUCCCCUGAGCAGGGGACUAUACCUUCUAAAGCUCUGUGGAGUAGAGAUUCCCGAAGGGACAGAUUAUGAAGUGGACAGUCAGUUCCUCAUGGAAAUAAUGGAAAUCAAUGAAAAACUUGCAGAAGCUCAAGGUGAAACUGCCAUGAAAGAGAUGGAAUCUAUUGUCAGAGCUAAACAGAAAGAAUUGACUGACAAUGUGAGCAGAGCUUUUGAAAGAGGGGACACGGAUUUGAGCCCUGGUCCAGGAAGAUCCCACAUGCCGCGGAGCAACUACUGAGCGCCACAACUACUGAGCCUGCGUUCUAGAGCCCGCAAGCCACAACUACUGAGCCUGCGUUCUAGAGCCCACGAACCACAACUACUGAGCCCGUGUACCACAACUGCUGAAGCUCGCUCGCCUAGAGCCCAGCUCUGCAACAAGAGAAGCCACUGCAAUGAGAAGCCCGUGCACCACAACAAAGAGUAGCCCCCGCUCGCCACAACUAGAGGAAGCCCAUGCACAGCAACGAAGAUCCAACGCAGCCAAAAAUAAAUAAAUAAAUUUAGAAAAAACAAAACAAACCAAAAUACAAACCUGUGCAGACAAUAUGAUCUCAAUUAUGUGAAGAUGGUUGCACUUAAGAAAUUAAUGAAAGGAACAAGAUCAAAAUAUUAACUAUGCUGAAGACCUAAAUAGACGUUUCUCCAAAGAAGACAUACAGAUGGCCAAGAGGCACAUGAAAAGAUGCUCAACAUCACUAAUUAUUAGAGAAAUGCAAGUCAAAACUACAAUGAGAUAGCACCUCACACCGGUCAGAAUAGCCAUCAUCAAAAAAUCUACAAACAGGGACUUCCCUGGUGACGCAGUGGUUAAGGAUCCACCUGCCAAUGCAGGGGACACGGGUUCGAGCCCUGGUCCGGGAAGAUCCCACAUGCCGUGGACCAACAAAGCCUGUGUGCCACAACUACUGAGCCUGUGCUCUACAGCCUGAGAGCCACAAUUACUGAGCCCGCAUGCCUAGAGCCCGUGCUCUGCAACAAGAGAAGCCACUGCAGUGAACAUCCCGUGCACCACAGCGAAGAGUAGCCCCCACUCACUGCAACCAGAGAAAAGCCCGUGUGCAGCAAUGAAGACCCAACGCAGCCAAAAAUAAAAUAAAUUUUUUAAAAAAUCUAUCUACCUGCAGACCUGCCAGAUUUCCCAGAGCAGAGUGCCUCAUUCCGGAUCUCUGCCCUGAACUCCUUUCAGAGUGUGCUGAAAGUCAGCUCUUGCAGUGGCUAAUGACCUAAUCCUUAUAAAGCCAGAUGGUGAGUGACAUUCUUUAGUUAGUAUUUGAUUUAGGCAUCAAGGUAACACUGGCCUCUUAUAAUGGAUUGGGAAAAUUUCCCUCCUCUUCUAUUUGCUGGAAGAGUUUGUAAAGGAUUGCUGUUAAUUUUUCUUUAAAUAUUCAGUAGAUUUCACUGGUGAAGCCAUGUGGACCUGGUCUUUUCUUUGUAGGAAGAUUGUUAAUU
This is a messenger RNA of Balaenoptera ricei (Rice's whale), 1960 nucleotides long. RefSeq names its product HscB mitochondrial iron-sulfur cluster cochaperone (gene HSCB). Gene Ontology annotation, biological process: protein complex oligomerization; [2Fe-2S] cluster assembly. Gene Ontology annotation, cellular component: mitochondrion. Gene Ontology annotation, molecular function: protein-folding chaperone binding; ATPase activator activity. Bases 72 to 746 code for a protein of 224 amino acids. The record is from RefSeq and is a predicted model, not a curated record. Lineage: Eukaryota; Metazoa; Chordata; Mammalia; Artiodactyla; Balaenopteridae. The transcript is spliced from 6 exons.